AUGUGCAACGCUGCCGAGAGCAUACUCGCUCAUGACCACCCUCUCGCGCUCGACUGCGAAGGCGUUGACCUGGGCGACAAGAGCGGCUCUCUGUGCCUCGUACAGAUCGCCACGAGAAGCGGCCGGUACUUCCUCUUCGACGUGACCAAGGGCGGAAGCCGGCACUUCAGCGAGGGCGGACUGCGGCGAGUGCUCGAGGACGUGCACGUGCUCAAGGUGGGACACGACCUGCGGGCCGACGCGAGCGCACUGUUUGCAGAGCACGGCGUCUUACUCAACCACGUCUUCGACACCCAAGUGGGGCAUUCGGUGCUGACGGUGGGCAAGCAAAACCAAGUGGGGCUCAACCCCAUGCUCAAGCUCUAUGCCAAUUCCCAGAACGAGCUCAAGAAGGCGGUCAAGAAGGCGUGGACCAGAGAUCGACUGUACUGGACCCGGCGGCCGCUCACCGAGGAGAUGGUGGGCUACGCCAGCCUCGACUCGCCGGCACAGGCGCCUCCGCCCCGCUGGGGAGAGGAGUGGGAGAUAACGAGGGUGCACGAGUUGACUCGCACGGUGAACGAAAUGGUUGGGUGGGGGGGGUUGGACAACAGGGCGGGGCUCUCGAAGACGCUGCACCGCAUCUCACGCCUCCAGAACCAGGCCGGCCAAGCGGUGGGCGUCACCAUCCGAGUGGGCAAGACCAUCAGCGGCCUGGUGCCCAUGGUGGCCGAUGUACUCCAGAGAGCGGCCGAGCGCAAGGCGUCGAUCCUGCUUCUGGGCUCGCCAGGCAUGGGCAAGACGUCGGUCCUCCGCGAGAUGGCGCGCGAGCUCGCCAACGAGUGGAGCGUGAUGAUCGUCGACACGUCGAACGAGAUCGCCGGCGCCGGGGACAUCCCGCACACGGCCAUCGGGGAGGCGAGGCGCAUGCAGGUGCUCCCCGGGUCAGGGCAGCACAAGUGCAUGAUCGAGGCCGUGCAGAACCACACGCCCGACAUCAUCAUUGUCGAUGAGGUCUGCCCCAUCUCAGAGUGGCCUUGCAUAGGAACCAAGUCAGAGGCCGCUGCGUGCUGCACGAUAGCGCGGCGCGGAGUGAUGCUGGUGGCGACGGCGCACGGCCUGACGCUCCAGGAUGUGGUCGACAACCCGGGACUCAACUCGGUCGUGGGUGGCGUUCAAUCGGUCACCCUGGGCGACGAUGCCGUGCGCGAACGCGGCGCCAAGCAUAAGACAGUGCGCGAGUGCAAGGGGCCAUCAGCGUUCGCGGUGGCCAUCGAGCUGCGGUCGCGGCGCGAAACAACUCCUGGCUCCAUGCACGUGCACACCAACGCGCACCCUCGGUCAUGA
Acanthamoeba castellanii str. Neff is the source of this 1326-nucleotide messenger RNA. Its product is annotated as R3H domain containing protein. NCBI's taxonomy places the organism in Eukaryota, Discosea, Longamoebia, Acanthamoebidae. The record is from RefSeq and is a predicted model, not a curated record. The transcript is spliced from 7 exons. Bases 1 to 1326 code for a protein of 441 amino acids. Gene Ontology annotation, molecular function: ATP hydrolysis activity; 3'-5' exonuclease activity; nucleic acid binding. Gene Ontology annotation, biological process: nucleobase-containing compound metabolic process.